AUGGCGGCGGAGCCCGGGCGCCAGUGGGUGCAGGCCCGCAGCGCGUACGCGGCGAGCGAGGCGCUGCGGCGCGGCGCUGCCCGCCGGCGGGAGCCCACAGCGCAGCCCAACGGGCCGGGCCAGGAGGACGCCCGGGCCCCAGGCCGCCUGGCCCGACUUCGAGGCCAGCUUCGGGAGAAGGCGGCGCCGCGGCUGCUGCGGUUGGCGGAGCACGCGAUGGAGGCGGAGGCGAAAGGGCCCAGCGCGAAGAGCGAGGCGCGCGGCGGCGGCUCCGUGUGCUCCGUGUGCGGGGAGCCACGCGGCGGGGCCACCUACCCGGCAGGAGUCCUGGAGGUGAGCGAGCAGCGGCUGCAGGAGGGGCUGGCGGCCAUGCGCGCCGAGCUGGGCGCGGGGCUCGAGGCGCUGCGGGAGGAGCUGCGGGCCGAGCUGGACGCGUUGCGCGCCCUGCUGCCGCCGCCGUCGCCGCCGCCGCCCCCCGCGCGCCGCGAGCCCCGUGAGCCCCGCGCUGCCCCGCGCGCACACGCGCUCCGCGGCCCGGGCCUGCUGCGGGCGCUCGGCACCGUGAACGCCCUGGUGGCUGCCUCGAGAUCCACAGACGAUGGCCCCGACGGCCCCGCAGACGGCGCUGCGAACCGAGCCCCGGCCCGGAAGAACCUCAAGAAGACACCGGUGCCGCCCGGCGCCCCGGCAGGUGGCGGGGACUGAGGGCGGUCGCGUGCCCGGAGCGAUCAGCCCAGGGGUUCUGGUGCCGUCGGGAGGGGGCGAGAGCCCUGCCCCGUUGUGGUGUA
This is a messenger RNA of Oryctolagus cuniculus (rabbit), 788 nucleotides long. NCBI's taxonomy places the organism in Eukaryota, Metazoa, Chordata, Mammalia, Lagomorpha, Leporidae. The record is from RefSeq and is a predicted model, not a curated record.